Molecule: messenger RNA, 1032 nt
Organism: Xiphias gladius (swordfish)
Lineage: Eukaryota; Metazoa; Chordata; Actinopteri; Istiophoriformes; Xiphiidae
Gene: gpr12
Product: G protein-coupled receptor 12
Exons: 1
Coding region: 4-1032 (342 amino acids)
Biological process (GO): G protein-coupled receptor signaling pathway
Cellular component (GO): membrane
Molecular function (GO): G protein-coupled receptor activity
Source: RefSeq, a predicted model, not a curated record
ACAAUGAGUGAAGAGCCACCGGUCACUCCCAGCUGGCUGACCCCUGACCCCACAGCAUGGGCCAGCGGAGGCGGGGGACCAAUGGACAACAGCACCAGCCUGGGGACAUUGCCACCGGAGGACUCCCUCCCACCCAGUCAGCUGCCCCUGCUGGUCAACCCCUGGGACAUUGUGCUGUGCUCAUCAGGGACUCUGAUAGCCUGUGAGAAUGCUCUGGUGGUGCUGGUGAUCUGGCAAAACCCGGCGCUCAGAGCCCCCAUGUUCCUGCUGAUAGGCAGCCUGGCGCUGGCUGACCUUCUGGCCGGCCUCGGCCUGGUGCUUCACUUCACCUGUGCCUACUUGCUUCGCUCCGACUCGGCCCAGCUGCUGACCGUGGGCCUGGUGGUGGCUUCCUUCUCCGCAUCUGUCUUCAGCCUGUUGGCCAUCACUAUUGACCGCUACCUGUCGCUGUACUAUGCCCUCACCUACAACUCGGAGCGGACAGCAGCCUUCACCUACACCAUGCUCCUGCUGCUGUGGGGCCUCUCCCUGUGUCUGGGCUUGCUGCCGGUCACAGGGGUCAACUGCCUGGCAGAGGAGGCUACAUGCAGCGUGGUGCGGCCGCUGACGAAGAACAACAUCGCUGUGCUGUCCGUCUCCUUCCUGCUGCUCUUUGGCCUCAUGCUGCAACUCUACGUGCAGAUCUGCAAGAUUGUGAUGCGCCAUGCUCAUCAGAUCGCCCUCCAGCACCACUUCCUGGCUGCCACACCCCACUAUGUCACAACACGGAAGGGCGUGUCAACCCUGGCCAUCAUCCUGGGUACCUUUGCUGCCUGCUGGAUGCCAUUCACUGUCUACUCCCUCAUUGCUGACUACACCUACCCGCCACUCUACACCUACGCCACGCUGGUGCCUGCCACCUACAACUCCGUCAUCAACCCGGUCAUCUAUGCCUUCAGGAACCAGGAGAUCCAGAAGGCGCUGUGGCUGGUGUGCUGUGGCUGUGUGCCUGCCAGCGUGGCCCAGCGCGCAAGGACCCCUAGUGACGUCUGA